Molecule: messenger RNA, 324 nt
Organism: Hydatigera taeniaeformis
Lineage: Eukaryota; Metazoa; Platyhelminthes; Cestoda; Cyclophyllidea; Taeniidae
Source: the annotation of a GenBank genome assembly
AUGAGAGGUGGCGUUAAUCUGUGUGUGUGUGGGGUGAUUGAGAGAGGAGCUUUGCCCCUGGAGGCGGUGAGCGAGGCGGGGAGUCGCGUUGUGCUUGCGCUGACACGUCACGGUGGGCACAUAGGGUUCUUGGCGGGACUGCUGCCAACGGGUCGGAGUUUGUUGGAUCGUGCGGUGCCAGAGUUUGUGUCGGCUGUAUUUCAGCAUGCGGAGGAGUUUGCAGUCGCCGCAGUCGCCGGUGAUGGGAAGGAGGAGAUGAAGAAUGGAAGCGAGGAGGGGAAUGGCGCGGAUUUGGUGGAUGAAGCUACGGCCACGUUUUACUGA